Hemicordylus capensis (graceful crag lizard) is the source of this 3710-nucleotide messenger RNA. RefSeq names its product clathrin interactor 1 (gene CLINT1). Lineage: Eukaryota; Metazoa; Chordata; Lepidosauria; Squamata; Cordylidae. The coding region runs from base 174 to 2132 and encodes 652 amino acids. Gene Ontology annotation, cellular component: plasma membrane; endosome; clathrin vesicle coat. The transcript has 12 exons. Gene Ontology annotation, biological process: endocytosis. Gene Ontology annotation, molecular function: phospholipid binding; clathrin binding. The record is from RefSeq and is a predicted model, not a curated record.
UGGUGAAGCUGAGGAAGUGGUGAGGCUGGACGGGCCUGGCCUGGCGGUGCCGUGGCCGAAGAGCGGCAAGCAGGGCUCCUGGAGGAAGGAGAGGAGAGGACGGGGGCAUUUUAACAGAGGCCUAGACCGGGAGGGAAUCUCUCGGCGCCGCCGCCGCCACCACCACGACCGCGAUGCUCAAUAUGUGGAAAGUCAGGGAGCUGGUGGACAAGGCCACCAAUGUGGUUAUGAAUUAUUCAGAAAUUGAGUCUAAGGUUCGAGAAGCAACCAACGAUGAUCCAUGGGGACCUUCAGGGCAACUGAUGGGAGAGAUUGCCAAGGCCACCUUUAUGUAUGAACAGUUUCCAGAACUUAUGAACAUGCUUUGGACACGAAUGCUAAAAGAUAACAAAAAGAACUGGAGGAGAGUUUAUAAGUCUCUGCUGCUCCUAUCUUACCUCAUAAGGAAUGGAUCAGAGCGUGUUGUUACAAGUGCCAGAGAACACAUUUAUGAUUUGCGAUCCCUGGAAAAUUACCACUUUGUAGAUGAGAAUGGCAAAGACCAAGGUAUAAAUAUACGCCAGAAGGUCAAAGAAAUGGUAGAAUUUGCCCAGGAUGACGAUAGACUUCGUGAAGAGAGGAAAAAGGCAAAGAAGAACAAAGAUAAAUACGUUGGGGUUUCUUCAGACAGUGUUGGAGGAUUUAGAUACAGUGAAAGAUAUGAUUCUGAGCCCAAAUCAAAGUGGGAUGAAGAAUGGGAUAAAAACAAAGGCGGGUUUCCAUUCAGUGAUAAACUAGGUGAGCUGAGUGACAAAAUUGGGAGCACAAUUGAUGACACCAUUAGCAAGUUCCGAAGGAAAGACAGAGAGGAUUCUCCAGAAAGAUGCAGUGAUAGUGAUGAGGAGAAGAAAUCUAGAAGAGGUAAAUCAGCAAAAGGCGAAUUCAAAGAUGAAGAGGAGACAGUGACAACAAAACACAUCCAUAUUACGCAAGCUACAGAGACCACCACUACCAGACACAAACGCACAGCAAAUCCUUCCAAAACCAUUGACCUGGGAGCAGCUGCACAUUACACAGGAGACAAAGCAAGUCUGGACCAGAACGCUGCAGCUCACACAACACAGUCUACAGCAAAGGUUCCUGGCAGCAAAUCUAGUGAUCUGGUUGAUCUUUUGUUUGAUGGUGCCGAUCAAUCAGUCUCGACAGGUGGGUCCACUGACCCCUUUGGAGGGUUUGCUGACUUUAGCUCUGCUGCUGCUGCCUCUGCAAGCUGUCCCCCGCCACAAGGUACCGCUGCAAGUGGGAAUGGAGAGUUUGGUGACUGGAGUGCCUUCAACCAAGCCUCUCCAUGCCCUGCUGCUUCAGCUGGAGAGCUCUUUAGUGGUUCUGCUCAGCCAGCUGUUGAACUGUUUGGUGGUUCUGCUCAGCCAAGUCUUGGCCAGCCUCCAGCGGCUUCAAAUUCUGCUGACCUCUUUGAUUUGAUGGGUACCUCCCAAGCCACCAUGACCUCCUCUCAAAGCAUGAAUUUCUCUAUGAUGGGUUCUAACACUGUCAGCAUCAAUCUACCUAUGUCAAGGUCACAGCCUUUGCAAAGUGCUAACCCAAUGAUACAGAAGAAUAAUCCACUUUAUAAUAUGGGCACAGAGAUGGUCCCGAAAAAUGCAAGCAAAACUCUGCCAUCUACUUGGUCAGACCCCAGUGUAAAUAUCAGUUUGGACAAUUUAGUUCCUGGUAUGCAGCCUUCCAAGCCUCAGCAACCAUCACUGAACACAAUGAUUCAACAACAGAAUAUGCAACAACCUAUGAAUGUGAUGACUCAAAAUUUUGCAACCUUGAGCCUCAACUCACCACCCAGCAUUAUGCCUGUUCGACCUCCAGCAAAUCCAUUGCUGGGAGCAGCCGUUCCAGUGGGGAUGGGAAUGCCUGCUGUGAUGACUGGCACAAUGGGGAUGGCUUCCAUGGGAAGCACACCUAUGAUGAACCAAGGCAUGCUGGGAAUGAAUGUGAACAUGGGAAUGCCAGCUGCUGGAAUGGGCUUAUCAGGUUCAAUGGGCAUGGGUGUUCCUAAUAUAGCUGUGGCAUCCGCCAUGACUCCUGGAGCUGUGCAACCUAAGCAAGAUGCCUUUGCAAAUUUUGCCAAUUUUAGCAAAUAAAGAUUGUAAACCAAUCAGAUUGAAUGAAGAAUUUUAGCUGCACAAAUGAAGCUGGGAUGAGGGUUGAAAAUGCUGAUCAAAAAUCUUUUCUUUCUUUUAUCACUUAUUUUAACGGAACCCACAAAAAGAACCCAAAGGUCAUUUUAUAGACUCAGAAACUGCUAUUGUUCAACUUUGGUGAGGUUAAAGAUUCUUCCAAUGGGUCAGAUGGUUGACGUUGCAAUGCCUAGGCCUUGUUUUGUAACAAGACAAUUAAAAGCCUUUCUAGUGGGCAGAAUCAGUUUGAAACUUGUGGUAUAAAAUUUGAGGACUGGGUAAAACUGUGUGAAUCUAAUUUUAUACUUGAUUUAUUUUCUUUCCCCCGCCUCUUGGAAUCUGUUUAUCAUAAUUGGAUCCAGUGUUCCCUCUAACAGGGAUUCCCAGAUAUUGUUGACUACAACUCCCAGAAUCCCCAAGCAAAAGCCAUUGCAGCUGGGGAUUCUGGGAGUUGUAGUCAACAACAUUUGGGAAUCCCUGUUAGAGGGAACACUGAUUGGAUCCAUUCUUUUUCCUACCACUGAGUAGAAUUUGCAGUGAAAGUAUGCUGAUCAAUUUUUUAUAAGAAUAUAUAUUUUUGUCCAAAAAUGGCUUACAUAUGUGAUUAUGGCUAAUUCAAAGGGACCUGGAAUGUAUAUAUACUUUUGCUACUCUUCCAGCAACACUGCUAUACUAUCCAAAAUUUUAUUAUAGACCUCUUUAAGCUAUUUGUCAAUGGAUAGGGUUUGUGGGGAGUUUCCUGCCUCUGCCUGCUGUAAUAUCCAGUGCAGAACUGGUAAAGCUCCUGUAUGGUUUCUUUUCAGAGAACUCUAGAGAAUAUAUAUAUAAAUAUAAAUAUAUACAGUUGGGAUUUGUUUGGGGUGGUUUUUCUGCAGUCCUACAUCUAUGAUAGCUGUCAUGCUUCCUAGCACACUUUGGGGCCACUAUUUUACAUCACUGACAGUCAAAAGGCAAAGGUAAUUAUUUUUUUCUUGCAAGUUCACACACACACACACACACACACACACACACACACACACACACAACCCUAUCCUACAUACUUUAAGUUAAUAAUAAACACCUCUAAACCUCUUGUUAAUCCAGCAGCAUUGGGCUUUAAUUUUAUACAUUGGUGAUGUCAUUUCUCAUGUAAAUAUGGCCUUAGUAACUGCUGAAUUCAAUAGAGCCGAGUGUGCGUGUGUGUGUGUGCGCACCUGUGCAAGUAAUACACACAUACAAAAUAUUUUUAAAGGAAACGUAGCAGAUUGUAUGGAUUAAUGAAAACAAAAGGAAUGAUGAGAGGUUUUUUCCUCCCCUUUUCCUGCUAUAAUUUUGCAUAUAGGUUCACACACAAAUCAUGAUUUUAGUCUGGAAUGCAGAGGUUCAAUUUAUAUUCACAAAGCUGGGGCUGCUAUUGAGAAUACAUAUUAUAUUCUAGGUAUGAAACUUUAUUGCCUCCCCUUUCUUACGUUGGAUUUUUUAUUAUUAAAUUGAUAAAACUUUAUUUCCAUUGUAUUCAUAAUGUUCUGUUAUACAUAACAUUAAAGUGUUCAUUAAAAACAA